Messenger RNA from Biomphalaria glabrata, 1121 nucleotides. Its product is annotated as histone H3. Gene Ontology annotation, molecular function: structural constituent of chromatin; DNA binding; protein heterodimerization activity. The transcript has a single exon. Gene Ontology annotation, cellular component: nucleosome. The record is from RefSeq and is a predicted model, not a curated record. NCBI's taxonomy places the organism in Eukaryota, Metazoa, Mollusca, Gastropoda, Planorbidae. Bases 562 to 972 code for a protein of 136 amino acids.
AUUAAUAUCGGUAAUCAACAACUUAAAAUGGGGGGAAAAAAGUCACAGAAUUAACAUUGGCUCAAACUUCAAUCAAUGCAAACUAAAACUAGGCCAACCGAGUACAGAACGAAUAUACCAAUCAGAACGAGGAACCUCUAGAUAAACCAAUGAAUGAUGAAUGGAGAAAAGAAUACGACAAGUUGGCCUCAAUAAAGUGAACGUGGUGAUAAUGUUUUUCUUUGUCCUGUAAAUAACAUCACUGAUUCGUUUAAACAUCUCUGUUUUCGUUCCUUUAGCUCUAUCAAAGACAAUAUUUAUUCCUUUUCAUGAUCAUACAGGAAUUUUGUGGUGGGAAAAAAAAAAAAAAAGCUCUUACUGUUAGUACCGCGGCGAUAUAGUUUGUUUUCGAGACGCAGCGAGCCGCGUUCAGAAUGUAACGUCCAAUCAAGAAACGAUGUUCACGGAUAGACCAAUCGUCGUGCACAGGGCUAAAUUUGCGCUGACGCUGUCCUAUAUAAGCUUGACUCGGUCGAGCGCUGAGACAUUCUUGAUCUCAAUCAAGUCGCUCGAAACUUCGCAAUGGCUAGAACCAAGCAAACCGCUCGUAAAUCCACUGGUGGUAAGGCACCACGUAAACAGCUGGCCACCAAGGCUGCAAGGAAAUCAGCACCAGCUACCGGAGGUGUUAAGAAGCCCCAUCGUUACAGGCCCGGCACUGUCGCCCUGAGAGAAAUCCGUCGUUACCAGAAGAGCACUGAGCUUCUGAUCCGCAAACUGCCAUUCCAACGUUUGGUCCGUGAGAUCGCUCAAGAUUUCAAGACUGACCUGCGCUUCCAGAGCUCUGCAGUUAUGGCUCUCCAAGAGGCCAGCGAGGCUUACCUUGUCGGUCUCUUUGAAGAUACCAACUUGUGUGCCAUCCACGCCAAGCGUGUCACAAUCAUGCCCAAGGACAUCCAGCUUGCCAGACGUAUUCGUGGUGAGCGUGCUUAAGCAAACUCCUCCCUCUUUGCCCCAAAACAGCCAUCAACGGUCCUUUUUAGGACCAACACAUAUUCCUAAAUUAGCUUUUGAGUUGACGUUAUGUCAUUUAUUGCCACCACACACCACCGGAGCUCUAAUAUAUGUAUACAUUUUGCAUG